This is a messenger RNA of Culex quinquefasciatus (southern house mosquito), 1104 nucleotides long. RefSeq lists its product as uncharacterized. NCBI's taxonomy places the organism in Eukaryota, Metazoa, Arthropoda, Insecta, Diptera, Culicidae. The record is from RefSeq and is a predicted model, not a curated record. Gene Ontology annotation, molecular function: protein binding. The transcript has 2 exons. Bases 20 to 1000 code for a protein of 326 amino acids.
UGAAAAUCCCGCAAUCGACAUGGAAGAUGAAAGAAUGGACGAGUUCCAAAUUGAUGAUUUUCCGAACGAGAUUCUGGGGAUGAUCUUUGACCGACUUCCGUUCGCCGAUCUGCUCCGUGCAUCUCACGUUUGUGGGCGCUGGAGCGCUGUUGUGGCCACUUUUUGCAGUCACCGAGUUCUGCUGCGCAUCAGAACCAACGAAAGGGUGGAAAUGAUGAGUCGAUUCCGCCAUCCCAAGCACGUGGCAAUCAAUUUUGAGCUUGGAUUUGUGCUUCACCGCGUCAUGGAGUGGGUGCGUUGGCUGCGGGAUGUGGCAUCGACCCUGGAGACGUUGGACAUCACAGUUGGAAAUCUAAAUCUGUUGGAAGAAGUGGAACUCACAAAUCUCGUGGAACUUGAGUUGAGUAUUGGCCGCUACGUGGAGCUGGAGAUGUAUGACAGUGAGCAGGUCGACCUUCUCAACCAGUUCUUGGGUUGCCUCAAGCGACUGAAAGUGGCCGUAAUAUGUGCCUCGACCAACCUCGACCAAUUGAAAAUUUUGGAUUGUGGAGUAGUCGACUACCCUCCGGAAAACUCCAUACGAUCCCUGCCCAUGCGACUUGAAGCCCUUACGUUGAACGAGCUCGACGUCAGGGACGUUUCCAGGCUGCAAAUGUUGUUCCACAACGUGCUCAAUUUGGAAAUCAUUCAACCAAUAAGCGGCGAAUGUCUCCACCAGAUCGCCAUCUCGUGGCCUACGCUUCACCGACUGUCCAUCAAAGUCACACGGCUGGCCGGGGUGACGCAGGACCUGCGCCGUUUGCCGGACCUACGCACACUGGUGCUGCACCAUGUCGGCCAAAGAGCGUUCAGCCUGCGGUCCAGCUUCCGGCUGCUAAACUCUCUGCUCCGCAUUCGAUCGCUCGAGAUGUUGGUCAUCUUUGGCCACGGAGAUUUCAGCGUUCCGGACCGGAACCCGAGCUGCGAGAUUUUCCUGAACGAUCGACAGUUGUGUCGUUGAAGGACGGAUCAUUUCUUUCUAACAAAUAAGCCCACCAAGCAAUUUUCGUUAUCAUUUCAUAGAUAUGGAUGAAAAUGUGUUACAUUACUUUCACUUACUGCGUU